Molecule: messenger RNA, 3147 nt
Organism: Sphaeramia orbicularis (orbiculate cardinalfish)
Lineage: Eukaryota; Metazoa; Chordata; Actinopteri; Kurtiformes; Apogonidae
Product: phospholipase DDHD1-like
Cellular component (GO): cytoplasm
Molecular function (GO): glycerophospholipase activity; metal ion binding
Source: RefSeq, a predicted model, not a curated record
UGAUCCGUCCCGUGCAGAACCAUGAGCAGUAUGAGGGCUCCGGGCACCCUCCGCCAGCACAGCUCCGACAAUAACUCGGUCAGCAGCAGUGAAUGGGACAUGGCCAACGACGUGUUUGUGACCGCCUUCGACGACAACCCGCUGGGAGACGGCGUCCCCGUGGACCGGGACCGGGAGCUUCCGCUCCUCCGGGCGGACUCGCACCGCCUGGCCCAGGAUGACAUGAUGCUGGGCCUGCCUCCGGACCAGUACUCGGGCUCUUCGUAGGACAUUGACCCGAACUACACCGAAAGUGACGGGAACGUCACCGCCAAGAAGCGGAUCCGGUCCAACAGCUCCCGGCACCGGGGGGAGAUCGUCACGGAGCUGGGACCGGAGGAGGUCCGGUUCUACAAGGAGGACAAGCGGACCUGGAAGCCGUUCGUCGGACACGACUCCUUAAAGAUCGAGCUGGUGUACCGGAGGUUCUGUGAGCUGAACCCCGACAAGGUCAAACACCCCACGGAGCCCACCGAGGCGGAGGGCAGGGAGCCGGCCCGGGCCGAAGAGGGCCAGCCGGACAGGGGCACGGAGCGGCGGAGGGGAGCCCGGGAGCCGGAGGAGCUGAGCCUGGCCGUGGAGGCGGUGUGUGUCCGGGGGGGCUACGAGGUGGACAUCAGGGAGAAGGAGUGCUACCUGUACUGGAACCAACAAGAUCGCAUCCCUGUGAUGAGGGGUCAGUGGUUCAUCGAUGGAACGUGGCUUCCACUGGAGGAGGAUGAGAGUGACCUCAUUGAGGUGGAACACCUGGCAUGUUUCCGGGGGCAACAGAUGAGGGACACCUACGAGAUGGAGACAGUGACCACUGUUGUGGACAGCAAAGACGCCAUCCACAGUCUGAAGCUGAGCCGGAGCCACGUGGACUGGCACAGCGUGGACGAGGUCUACCUGUACAGCGACGCCACCACCUCCAAGAUCGCACGCACCGUCACGCAGAAACUCGGCUUCUCUAAAGCCUCCAGCAGUGGGACCCGCCUCCAUCGGGGCUACGUGGAGGAGGCGGCACCUGAGGACACGCCUCCUGAAACCACCCACAUAGUCUUUGUGGUGCAUGGCAUUGGCCAGAAGAUGGACCAGGGCCGCAUUAUUAGGAACACCAGCAUGAUGAGAGACGCUGCCAGGAAGAUGGAGGAGAAGCACUUCUCCAACCGCUCAACCGAGCAUGUGGAGUUCCUUCCAGUGGAGUGGAGGUCCAAGCUGGCCCUGGAUGGAGACACAGUGGACUCCAUCACUCCAGACAAAGUGCGUGGUCUCAGAGACAUGCUCAACAGCAGUGCCAUGGACAUCAUGUACUACACCAGCCCUCUGUACAGAGAUGAGAUCACCAGGGGUCUGACUCUGGAGCUCAACCGCCUCUACUCUCUGUUCUGCUCACGGAACCCAGACUUCGAGAAAAACGGGAAGGUGUCCAUCGUGUCGCACUCGCUGGGCUGCGUCAUCACCUUCGACAUUAUGACGGGAUGGGACCCGGUGCGCUUUCAUCAUCAAGAAGCGCCCGACCCAGAGGAGACCAAGGCUCGCUGGCCUAGUGAUGAUGAGCGCCACCUGCAGGAGCAGCUGAGAAUCACACACCUCAGGCUCAGGGACUUGGAGGAUCAGUUUCAGGGUCUGCAGUCCUCGUCAUGUCUCGCAGUGCCGGCCUUAAAGUUUCAGGUGGAGAAUUUCUUCUGCAUGGGUUCACCUCUGGCUGUUUUCUUGGCGUUGCGUGGGAUCCGGCCUGGGAACAACGGCGUCCAGGACCACAUCCUCCCAACAUCCAUUUGCAAACGUCUCUUUAACAUAUUCCAUCCAACUGACCCUGUGGCGUACAGGUUGGAGCCUCUGAUCUUAAAACACUACAGUAACAUCGCUCCGGUUCAAAUUCACUGGUACAACACCAGCAGCCCCACGCCGUACGAUCAGAUCCGCCCCACCAUGUUACACCCUCUGAAGGAGAGCGCGUCGGUGAGCGACUCAGAGAGCAUCCCCAGCCCCUGCACCUCCCCCCCCCAGACCAGACGGCACUACGGGGAGUCCAUCACCAGCCUGGGGAAGGCCAGCAUCAUGGGUGCUGCGAGUCUUGGGAAGGGAAUCGGCGGAAUUCUGUUUUCCCGUUUUUCCCGUUCCAGUGGCCAAGUGGGCGGAGUGGAGGAGGAGCCAUCAGACUCUGAGGGCGGGGCCUCUGAGGUGGAAGAAGGAACGACAGUGGCUGAAACUGAGGAGAAGGACAAACAGAUGGAGGAGGAGAGAAGGGUGGAGGAGGCAGCGGCGGCCAUGUCCCAGUCCACCUCUGCUGUCAUGGACAACGCCUCCGUGGAACUGGAGCGGCGCAUUGACUUUGAGCUGCCCGAGGGUUUAGUGGAGAGCCGCUACUGGUCUGCGGUCACCUCCCACACGGCGUACUGGUGUUCCUACAACGUGGCUCUGUUCCUCCUCACCUUCAUGUACAGACCACAGGAGCCUCCGGAAGCUGCCGACGACAACCCCAACAUGUCCUAACACAAGUGCACUGUGGGACGGAUGGGCUCAAUUCACUUUCUGUUCACGCUGCUGGACAGUUUUCCAAGUUCACCACAGUUCACAUUUGAACAUUCAGUAGAUACAACAACACCAGAGUGAUCCCAGUGUGGAGUUUAUUUUGACACUUCACAGUUUCCUUACAUGAAAAUACAUUUUGUAUAACAUUAUUGAUUGGAUAUUUUCAUUUGACUUGUGAUUUUAAUAUGAAAUGACUGUUAGAAAUAAACAGCAUGGAAAAUGAAUUGACCCAACACAAACCCAAGCACACACUGUCCCUGAAGUAAACCCCCCCCUUUUACACUGCAGCCUCCCCUGGGACCUGCACAGCAGACUGAGAAGACGCCUGGUGUCCCCCCAGUGUCCCCUCUGGGUCCUCUGUCGGACACACAGCUGUGUCCUUUGACUGGAUCAGUGGACCUCCUGCUGACUUCCUGUUUGACCUCAGAGUCUGCCUGUCCGUCACAGUCAGCCUGUCUGUCACAGUCUGCCUGUCUGUCACAGUCUGCCUGUCCGUCACAGUCUGCCUGUCCGUCACAGUCUGCCUGUCCGUCACAGUCUGCCUGUCUGUCAUAGUCAGCCUGUCUGUCACAGUCAGCCUGUCUGUCACAG